This is a messenger RNA of Uranotaenia lowii, 2259 nucleotides long. RefSeq names its product GTP-binding protein Rheb homolog (gene Rheb). Bases 488 to 1036 code for a protein of 182 amino acids. The transcript has 5 exons. Lineage: Eukaryota; Metazoa; Arthropoda; Insecta; Diptera; Culicidae. Gene Ontology annotation, biological process: small GTPase-mediated signal transduction. Gene Ontology annotation, cellular component: plasma membrane. Gene Ontology annotation, molecular function: GDP binding; GTPase activity; GTP binding. The record is from RefSeq and is a predicted model, not a curated record.
UAAAAAAAAGACAACAGAAAACUCGUUCGCUGGUUGCCCAUCUUGUUUAGUGGUUCCGAAAAUCCUUUCUCUAGCAUCGUCGAAAUCCUGUUCCGAUUUGUUCUUUAACUGGUUUUACUGACGGAAAUCGACUGCCACGGAAGCUGAUUACCAUCGGAUAGGUAAUUAAUACGUGGAAUGUGUGAUUGCAGCGUGUGGUUCUUUAGGUUGAAUGCCGUGAUUCGAAUUUGCGUAGCAGCUCACAAGGCUACUCAACACGCGAUUAUCGAAUUGUAGUUUUUUUUUUCGCUUGAGUGGGAAGUGUCAUCAAUAUAGGUACCCGCGAGUGAUUCAGGCUGCAAGGAAUUCUUGCCAAGAAUAAAAAUUUUUGUCCCGCAAAAUACUCCCUAAAAUUGCCACAAGAAGAGAGGCGUUUAUUAAGUAAUCUGAGCGAAGAGCCUUCUGUUCCUGAUUCCACCGAGUUGCUUCGUGGAACAACCACUAGAAAAUGCCAGCCAAGGAACGGAACAUUGCUAUGAUGGGAUACAGAUCCGUAGGAAAAUCCUCGCUCAGUAUUCAAUUUGUAGAAGGACAAUUCGUCGAUUCGUAUGAUCCGACCAUUGAAAAUACAUUCACCAAGAUCACUCGGGUCAAUUCGACUGACUACGAAGUUAAGCUUGUGGAUACGGCCGGUCAGGAUGAGUACAGCAUAUUUCCUGCCCAGUACAGUAUGGACUUUCAUGGGUACGUGCUGGUCUACAGCAUCACUAGCCAUAAGUCGUUCGAGGUGAUCCAGAUCAUCUACGAGAAGCUGCUCGACGUCAUGGGAAAAGCAUAUGUACCAGUGGUAUUAGUUGGCAACAAAACAGAUUUGCAUCAGGAACGAGCCGUUUCAACGGAAGAAGGCCGAAAGUUGGCUGAAAGCUGGAAAGCUCAAUUUCUCGAAACAUCUGCUAAGCAAAAUGAGUCUGUUGCGGACGUUUUCCAUCUAUUGCUAAAGCAGAUCGAGAGCGACAAUGGCAAUACAAGUGAAAAGAGCAGCUGUACAAUUUCAUGAACAGCGAACGACCCGGCUGUAGAUGUAGUGCAAAUUUAUCGGUUCACCACCGCGAUAACGUCUCGUUUAGGCAAAUUUAUCGUCAACUCCGUUGUCGUCGUCAUCAUUGUCAAAAUGCAACAGUGAGCGUGACUAUUUACUACGAUCACUCCCUUUACAAUACCGUAAGCGAACCAACCGUACAGGUGCAUUCUACUAGAACGAUCUAGGUUUUUUUUGAGUUUACAGUAAUCGUGUCCUAAGCUUCGAAUGUUUCUUCUUUGUUGUAAGCAAAGGCAAUCAUGAAAAAAGUCACUAAAAGCAAUAGUCGUUUUACGUUUGCUCUUUAAGCUGUUGUAAAACUAUCCGGAUAUUUUUUUUCUCAUGUACUGUUAUACUCUAAAGAUCAGAUACGGUCAGUUCGACUUACUCGUGGAUUAUCAAUAGAGACCAAUAAUUGAAAAAGUUAUCAUUGUCAUUCAAAACGCGCUGGAGUACAGAAAAGGAAUGAACCGUCAAACGACUGAAAAGAGGGUGGAAAUUUAUUAGACACAAGUUUUAAUGGAAUCAGAGAUGCACAGUAAAGGGCGAUUCAUGAAAGUUUAUAUACGAGUAUGGCAUAAAGAGCGAGAGAGUUAAGCGAAGUGUGAAAAGUAUGUUAAGAAAAUUGUAAAAAUUAAAACCUACUUUUAGAAUCAAGUUUUUGCCUUUACGUCUUAUUUCGUGUACUUGUAGUUGAGUACUAACUUUUUGAACUGGACAGUUCGGACAUAAAGAUAUGCAAUAGGUAAGAAAAUUUUCAAGAUUCAUUUUAAAACUGCUCUUUUCAGACUCAAUGUAGCGGAUCGGUAGCAAAAAAAAACGAAUUGAUUCUAUUAACAACUCUUUUGAUUAAUGGGAAUAUAAAGUAAAUUGAUGCCACCAAACAACUGUAAAAAUACACCGUUGUGGGAAGAUACUUGAGCUUAUCCUUUCAGAUAGCCCGGAAUCCUUUGCUCUGGGUCAAACCGAGCCUGUCGUUCAUUAGCAUAUAUUAUACAUUUUUGACAUACGAAAAACAAUGCGUGAGUCUACUCUGCCUAUAUUGUUUUGUAAAACAAAUAAUAUAGAUUUAUUCCGCGAUUUGUUCGAUUUUUACUAUUAUUUUUUACCAGCUAGGUUUACUGUUCAGUGCGGCAAAAAAUUAUUCUUUUACUUGUAAUCUAUGGUACGGUAUAAAAUUAUUUAUAAGCCUAAACCAAACU